UACUGGCUGCUUGUCAUCGAUCUACGAUAUAUAUUAUUUUAUAAAAAUGGAAUAUAAAAAAAUGAUUGUCAUUCUUCUCUAAUAAAAUCGAUGUCAUGAUUGUGUAUCUUCUAAAAUUAUUUAUUAUUUUACACAUAAAACUAUCAGAUUAAACCGAAGCUUAAACAUGGCCCUUCGAGCCGGAUAAAUAAGGAAUCGGAAUAAUAUAAUAUUGGACGGUGGAGUAACGCUAUUUUAUUAAUUAUUUUUACCCAGCACUCUCGAUUAAUAUGUACUGAGGUAAUGGUAAGCUGACCUAUUAUUGUUAACAUUGUAAAAGUUGCAGGACUGCAGCACUCGUCUCCUAAAAUGACCGACAUCAAAGUUCUUCGGCGGAAACGAGGCAGCUGUAAAGCUCGAUUAACAAUUUUUGCGACCUACUUAUCCCAUUUGACGGAUUCGGAACUGAACCCCGACCAGGUAUUGGAGUUACAAUUGCGCGUCGAUAGGUUUGGAGAAUUGUUUGACCAAUUUAAUGAUAUUCAAACUCAGCUUGAAUGUUUAUCUGAUAACUUAGAUGAAGAAAUAAUUGAAAGAUCUGCUUUUGGAUCGGAAUACUAUGCACUAUUUGCCCAGGCAAAGAAUAGGCUAAUUGUUACGAAAGCGGAUGAAGAUGAUUUCAAAACAACAAACAGCAGUUCAAAGCGUAAGGUCGCCCAAUUGCCCACUAUCAAUUUACCAACAUUUUCAGGUUCAUAUGACAAUUGGCUCGCAUUUCGUGAUACUUUCAUUAGUUUAAUCCACAAAGAUGACGACAUCGACGAAAUUAAUAAAUUUCAUUAUUUAAAGACAUCAUUGGAGGGGUCAGCUGCUGAUGUUAUCCAAUCAGUGGAUUUUAGUGCUGAAAAUUACUCGCUGGCGUGGGAUCUUUUAUGUGGUAGGUUUGACAACAAACGUUUGUUGCUUCAAAACCAUGUUUCGGCUAUUUUUGACCUCAAUCCACUAAUAAAAGAGUCAUCAAACAAUUUGAAAUCUAUGAUAGACCAAAUUAAUAAACAUAUUCGAGCUUGUGAGAAAUUAGGCGAACCUGUUAAUGGCUGGGACACAUUGUUAAUUCAUUUAUUUAGUCACAAAUUAGAUGCAAGGACAUUUCGUGAGUGGGAAGUGUAUAAAAAGCGACUUGACAAAUCUAAGUCCAUUCUUUUUAAGCAGUUUAUGGAGUUUAUGCAAGAACGCGCUCAGCUUUCUAAAACUAAAAAAUCACCUGACAUUCCGACAAAGCAUAAUGCGAAACUUAAGUCUAUGGUGUUUUUGAGCGAUAAUAUUAACUCAUUUUCUUAUAGUUUUCUUUGUCCGGAAUGUAAUGGAGAUCAUUACCUUAAUACUUGUCCACAAUUUCUAGCAUUAAGUAUUGACGAGAGAAUGUCGGUUUUGCCUAAAUAUAAAGUUUGUUAUAACUGUUUCCAUCGCGGGCACUAUCCUAAAAAUUGUAAACGAUCAGGGUGUAAAGUUUGCAAUUAUAAACAUCAUAACAUAUUAACAAUAAAUCGACGCAUCGCUCGAUUGAUAGUGGACGGUCCGAAGUGUCCCCAUCCGCGGGUGCCGACGACUGCGCGGUUACCUCUAACGCUCACUCGGUUGCACUGUCAGCAAAUCUUACUGCACAUUCGCAUACAAGCAACUCGCCCGACAUUCUUCUGUCGACUGCUUUAG
Manduca sexta (tobacco hornworm) is the source of this 1692-nucleotide messenger RNA. RefSeq lists its product as uncharacterized. Gene Ontology annotation, molecular function: zinc ion binding; nucleic acid binding. The transcript has 2 exons. Bases 349 to 1692 code for a protein of 447 amino acids. Lineage: Eukaryota; Metazoa; Arthropoda; Insecta; Lepidoptera; Sphingidae. The record is from RefSeq and is a predicted model, not a curated record.